Messenger RNA from Phyllostomus discolor (pale spear-nosed bat), 1752 nucleotides. It is a transcript of the gene ZNHIT6, whose product is annotated as zinc finger HIT-type containing 6. Lineage: Eukaryota; Metazoa; Chordata; Mammalia; Chiroptera; Phyllostomidae. Gene Ontology annotation, cellular component: pre-snoRNP complex; nucleus. Gene Ontology annotation, biological process: snoRNA localization; box C/D snoRNP assembly; maturation of LSU-rRNA from tricistronic rRNA transcript (SSU-rRNA, 5.8S rRNA, LSU-rRNA). The record is from RefSeq and is a predicted model, not a curated record. Bases 170 to 1612 code for a protein of 480 amino acids. The transcript is spliced from 10 exons.
AAGCGUUGCUUUACGACGAUUUGGAGGAACACCACCCGGUUGGCGUUUACCGCUGGUGACUUUUCGCACGUGGGUUGCUGUCCGUCUUCUGCCUGUACUUCAUAUUUGUUGGCGUGAACCAGCCACACUGAAGGAUAGAGUGGCAGCGGAGGCCAAGGGUCGUGAGCUGAUGGAUUUUGCUGCUAAAAACGAAGCGACGUCUGGAAGCGGUCUCCAGCGCGGAGCUGAGGGGGCGCGGCUGGGGUUCAAGUCCGGUAGGGAGGGUGUCAGGGAUAAAGCAGAGACGGAGGAGGCCCGCGUUGUAGAGACGGGGAAUGGACUGACAGGAGUGGGGAAAACGGGGGAUAGAGAAGAAAGAAGUGGACAAAGAGCAGAGAAAAUACAAGUAGAUCUAACGGUUGUGAAGCAUGAAGUUACGGACUGUUCAGAAAUGGAAAAUGGUAUGCUGGAUAGCCAGUGGAUAAAGCAGGAGGUGAAGGAUGAGCCUGAAGUGAAAGAUGAGCCUGAGGUGAAGGAGGAGAAACCAGACACAGUGGAGGUGAAGCAGGAGGUGGUUAGUAGUUUCGUGGUAAAAGAAGAGAAGGUGGAUGAAACAGAGGUAAAGGAAGAAAAAGUGAAGGUGAAGGAAGAAGUGAUGGACUGGCUAGAAGUGAAGGAAGAGAGAAAAGAUAACUUAGAGGUAAAACAGGAGGAGAUGUUUUUUGGUCAGAACGUAAAAGAGGAAAUGAUGGAUGAAAUGUGUGUAAAAGAAGAAAAGUAUUUCGCGAAGAAAGAGAUGUUGGAUGAUACAGAGGUGAAAGAAGACCCUCAGAUAAAUUCCCCCAUGGGCUCAAAGCGGAAACUGGCAAUGUCAAGGUGUGAAACUUGUGGGACAGAAGAAGCCAAGUACAGAUGUCCACGUUGUAUGCGCUAUUCCUGCAGCUUGCCCUGUGUAAAGAAACACAAAAUAGAGCUAACAUGUAAUGGAGUUCGAGAUAAAACUGCAUAUGUUUCAAUACAACAAUUUACCGAGAUGAAUCUCCUAAGUGAUUAUCGAUUUUUGGAAGAUGUGGCAAGAACAGCAGACCAUAUUUCCAGAGAUGUUUUAUUGAAAAAACCAUUAAGCAAUAAACAUAUGUGCUUUAUGAAAAAUCGUGCUCGAAGGCAAGGUAUUAACUUAAAACUUCUACCCAAUGGAUUCACCAAGAGGAAAGAAAAUUCAACAUUUUUUGAUAAGAAAAAGCAGCAGUUUUGCUGGCAUGUGAAGCUUCAGUUUCCUCAGAGUAAAGCGGUAUACAUAGAAAAAAGAGUACCAGAUGAUAAAACUAUUAAUGAAAUUUUAAGACCAUACAUUGACCCAGAAAAGUCUGAUCCUGUAAUUCGUCAAAGGUUGAAGGCCUACAUUCACUCUCAGACUGGGGUCCAAAUUUUAAUGAAGGUCGAAAAUAUGCAACAAAAUUUAGUAAGGUAUUAUGAACUGGAUCCUCACAAAAGUCUCCUUGACAAUUUGAGGAACAAAGUGAUCAUUGAGUACCCAACAUUACAUGUGGUGUUAAAGGAAUCCAGUAAUGACAUGCAGGUUCUUCACCAGGUGAAAAGUGAAUCUACCAAGAACACUGGCAGUGAAAAUUGAGCGCUUCUGGGGGAAGAAAAUGCCCAGCCUGCAGAGGACUCUGCAUUAACCAGCUAUUGGGUGAUUGUUAGUGGGUGGGUACAGUUUUUUGUUUUUCUGAAAAGUAAUUAAACAAUCUAAAAAAAUUUUUUGAAUAUGUA